AUGGCUUUCACUCGGCGCUUGACUCUCACUCCCUUCAGGCUCUGGAUCGUCUACAUGGUUGGACUCCUUGGGCUAUCUGGGCUCAUCAUGGCCGCUAUAUGUAUCCCAUCGCUCUCCCAGCCUCAGACAUACCAAGCACCUGAGCGUGGCACCCCCUCGGAGAUCACUUUAUCGGCCAAAGUCGUCUCAGUUGACCCAGUUGGAAGGACGAUUACCAUGGAUUGGUUCCCUGCUCUGUACGGGACAGUACUGAACUGCACUGAGCUAACCACGAGGCCCCUUGUCCGAGAGGUAUACAUGCCCUCAGUCCUCAUGGAUCGCGCAAGCCCAACCUGGCGACAAGAGGCACCUGAAGUACCUGUAUUCGUCUACAACAGUGACCAACUGUGUCCUAUCUGGCUUUGGCCUUCAGUCCUAUCAUUCAGGACUGUAACUAAGCUAUACUCGGUAUCAACUUCAAAAAAAUGGGAUAGCUAUGUUGCUUCUAGGGCUGCGCCUUACCCAGAAGACCGCUAUAUCGCACCCAUCGAUUUUACCGUUAGAAACCCGCAGACUGGAUCAUUGAGCACACCAACCGUGUUCAAUCUGACAUCCUCCUCACACGGCUAUGAAUUUACAUACACAGUCCUCGUGAACCCAGGCCUUCGCUCGGGAGAUGAAAGGCUCCAACUGACGAUGUCGAUUGCUCGGUCCCCGUCUACCAAGGUUGUUGCCUACACCACCCUGGCUCUGAGCUGGCUCAUGACGCUACCCCUCUUGGCGAUACUCGGACUCUCGCUCCUUCGGCCGAGUUCCUGGAAAGUUGGCCAUAUUGAAUUGGCCGCUCCAAUUGGAAUCCUACUCCUCCUUGUGACCACCCGAAACAAUCUUCUUGCUGGCCACGAGACCUUGGAGAAUGUGCUUGACACGUUUUGUUUCUUUCCGAUCCUGAUCCUCCUCUUUCUAUUGGCCUUCGUUGCACUCGUGAUCAGAGUGAACAAACUUGCUCGGGAUACCGUACCCUCCGCGAGGAAGGAUCAAGCCUCUGCUGCAACCCCUUCGAAUGGUUAG
Messenger RNA from Coprinopsis cinerea okayama7#130, 1050 nucleotides. RefSeq lists its product as hypothetical. The record is from RefSeq and is a predicted model, not a curated record. Bases 1 to 1050 code for a protein of 349 amino acids. NCBI's taxonomy places the organism in Eukaryota, Fungi, Basidiomycota, Agaricomycetes, Agaricales, Psathyrellaceae. The transcript is spliced from 10 exons.